AUGGCGACAAGCGAUCUCGAUAACGACAGACCGGGUCUCUUCCUCACGGACACCAUCAGAGAGCGGGAGCAAUUGAUGGGGAAGCCUGUCUACAAUGGGGAGCUCAUCUACAACGUGAACAUAGAUGAGCUUCCGGACAAACCGUGGCGCAGCAGAGACUGCACUCCGGCGAAGCUUUCUCAGUAUUUCAACUAUGGGUUCGAUGAAGCCACCUGGCGCCUCUAUUGUAAGCUACGCAAGGAAGAGGAGGAGAAGCGCUCUAAGUGA
Molecule: messenger RNA, 267 nt
Organism: Giardia duodenalis
Lineage: Eukaryota; Fornicata; Diplomonadida; Hexamitidae
Product: Fip1 motif-containing protein
Exons: 1
Coding region: 1-267 (88 amino acids)
Cellular component (GO): mRNA cleavage and polyadenylation specificity factor complex
Molecular function (GO): RNA binding
Source: RefSeq, a predicted model, not a curated record